AUGGCGUUCAACUUCAACUGGUCGCCAUUGUCGACCGACGCAGGCUUCCUCCCUCGAGCACAAGAACUCCUCACCAAUGCCCUCAAUCGAGCCGACCCUAAACCCGCUAUCAUCGUCGACGACAUCAUAGUCAACGAGCUGAACCUGGGCGAUGUGCCUCCCGAGCUGGAAAUCUUGGAGAUUGGUGAUCUGGCAGAGGAUAGAUUCCGGGGCACAUUCAAAAUGAUGUACAAAGGGAACGCAUAUCUCACGCUCAAGACCAAGGUGCAAGCGAAUCCGUUGAACACAUAUGUGCGCACACGAUCAGCUUUCGCAUCGCCCCAGCCAUUGGCCGCAGAUACAGGCCUUACGAUUCCUCUACAAAUAACCUUGUCAGAGUUUCGACUCUCUGGCUUCAUUAUAUUGGUCUUCUCCCGACAGAAAGGGCUGACACUGGUUUUCCGCAACGAUCCUCUCGAAUCCCUACGCGUCUCUUCGACUUUCGACUCAAUACCUUUUGUGGCCAACUUUCUGCAGAAGGAAAUCGAGAAUACGCUACGUGGGCUACUCAUGGACGAACUUCCAGCCAUCAUCCAUCGUCUCUCCUUGCAGCUAUUGGUACCCGAAUACAAAGUGCAUGAGGAAAGAGAGGUUGGGUCAGCCGCGACCGCAAAGGCCGAAGUGGUUGUCGAUCCAUUGGCGAGUCCUCCUCAAGACCCUGUCGAUUCCACGGGCAAUGCCCUGACACCAGCCGAAGUUGCGGCUCUGUCACUCGAUUCCUCUCUUGAGACGCUGUCGCUGUUUUCACGGAAGAAUUUGGUUAGACUGGCGACAUUGACUGAUUCCCAUCGUACGUUAUCUCUGUUCACACCACCCAUCCGGGACGCUGUGUUCAGAGCGUGGACCGGUCCGCUUGAGCGUGGAGAAAUGACGACGACAGGGACUUACAGCCGAACGCAAACUCCCGCGCUGUCGAGGACGCAUUCAUACGCUGGAAGUCUUAGCACUGCGACGACCUUUACUCUGGACGGUAGCUCCAAUACUCGACCCAGUCUACACAGUUUCCAUUCUUCUACAUAUGGCGUGAGUAUGGGCACUUCACGUCAUGGCCAGGGACAUAGGCCCCGCAGGAGGAAGAAGCGAGUCGUCGAUCUCCGAGCCCAUUCAGAGACCGGAGAGCCAGAAACUGUCACCGAGGACGGCUCAACCGCCGAUACCGCGAGUGUCUCGGAAAGCACCUCAGCAACGACACCUUCUGUAUUUUCUGCACCAGCGGCUACGAUGUCAUCAGACCCGAGUCGAAGUAUCGACGCCAUGUCCCCUCGAAGUCCUCUGAUGCCCAAACGAGGUGACACGCUUCAAGACCUGGAGGCACGGGCAAAUGAUCUGCGUAGUGUUAGUGAAGGAACACCUGGACCUUCCACGUUGCGCCGGAGUGAGGAGCAGACGGCGAAUAUCGAGGAUGGGCAGAGACCUCAAGAUCCCAAUGCGACGAUACGCGCACGGAACCGAAGACCUAUCCCUAUGACAUUCGACGAAGAUGACACUCCAAGGCAAUCGAUGUAUCUGCCAGAACAGCAAGAGCAUACGUUUGCAGAGUCGACGGCCCAGCCUUUCCACAGGUCUGCUGAGAAGCCGGGUCCUUCACGUCCAGCACUUUCAGCACUUCCAAGUUUCACUCAGUUCGUGACAGAUCCCAACAAUGCUAGCGGUAUCGCCGAAAGGGCAUGGAUGGCCAAAAUGGCUUCGGAAAUGGCACGAAGGUAUGAAGACGAGCGAUUGAAGGGCAGCUUUGGGUCAAUGUUCCAUCGGGAUGACGAACGGCCACCGCCACCGGCAUAUGCCCAGUAG
Molecule: messenger RNA, 1830 nt
Organism: Exophiala viscosa
Lineage: Eukaryota; Fungi; Ascomycota; Eurotiomycetes; Chaetothyriales; Herpotrichiellaceae
Exons: 1
Coding region: 1-1830 (609 amino acids)
Biological process (GO): mitochondrion organization; phospholipid transport
Cellular component (GO): ERMES complex
Molecular function (GO): lipid binding
Source: RefSeq, a predicted model, not a curated record